UAAGCUAAUUAGGAAGGAAUUAAUCAGAUUCUUCCUCUCAAUUGAAAGCAAUUCUCUUCUCUUUCAGGGUUGAUCGAUAGCUCUGUUUCCUGCUGCAGUUACUGCCAUGGAGUUGGAGAGCUUCAGGGUAGGUCUUACCCCUACAGUCUUCUACAUACCCGGUUUCGUUACUGACCAAGAGCAAACUCAGCUCCUCGAUCAUAUAUAUGGAGGAUCUGGUUCCAAGUGGAAGACGUUAAAGAACAGAAGGUUACAGAACUGGGGUGGUAUGGUCCAUGAAAAGGGUCUUGUUCCACAAGAGUUGCCUUCUUGGCUGACAAAGAUUACCGCGAAAAUUCAUGAAAGCUCGGGUCUGUUCCCUUCUGCUAUAAAUCAUGUCCUCAUCAAUGAAUACCAUCCUGACCAAGGGAUAAUGCCACACCAAGAUGGACCCGCAUAUUUCCCUGUUGUAGGUAUCCUGUCUCUAGGCUCACCUGUCGUUAUGGACUUCAGUCCUCAUUUGAGAUUAAGAUCGUCAGGCGAUGAUGACAUUUCUAGCGAUCAAAGUGGAAAGAGUGGUGUGCCCGAGAGAGAUAAUCAACACUCAUUCUCUGUCUUGAUGAUGCCUCGAAGUCUACUAAUCUUCAAAGAUGAUGCUUACUCAGAUUACCUCCACGGAAUCAGCGAUAGUCCAACACAAUGCUACAAACAGGUCGUGAAUGAAACUGAAGCUUUGGCUUACUCUAGUGGAGAUUCAAGAAAAGAUGGUGACAACAAGAUUCUCCACAGAGACCAAACUCGAGUUUCACUUACCUGCCGUUUAGUCCCCAAAGUCCACAAGAAUCUCUUCAGGUUUUAGAGAAAACAAAACAAUGUAGUUUUCCUGGAAUGUCAUACCGUUUAUGACUGGGAAAACCGUCACGAUUUGUAAACGUGGGAACCGAAAACGGCACGAUUUGUGUUUGUGAAGAGAUAGGAUUAAAUAUGAGCCCUACAUUUUGUUUUUAUUUUCUUGCGGAAGAGAUAAUAACACUAUACAGUCUCA
Messenger RNA from Brassica rapa (field mustard), 1024 nucleotides. RefSeq names its product alpha-ketoglutarate-dependent dioxygenase alkB homolog 6. Lineage: Eukaryota; Viridiplantae; Streptophyta; Magnoliopsida; Brassicales; Brassicaceae. Gene Ontology annotation, cellular component: nucleus. The record is from RefSeq and is a predicted model, not a curated record.